This is a messenger RNA of Mus caroli (Ryukyu mouse), 8444 nucleotides long. The record is from RefSeq and is a predicted model, not a curated record. NCBI's taxonomy places the organism in Eukaryota, Metazoa, Chordata, Mammalia, Rodentia, Muridae.
UCCUCACACCAUUCAUCUCCAACUGCAGAACUGGGAAAAGUGAACAGUUUCCUCAAGAUAAAUUAUGGGUCAUUUCUGUAACUGUUACUAUAAUGAAUGAGCAAAGUCCCUAUGUGUAGUCAUGAAUAAAUCUUGAAAAACUGUAUAGUGGAAAGUUACAAAAGGCUCUAGCUAAUGCCAUUUAUACAAAUAAGGUGCACAAAGGUGGGCUUAUUUGAAUGGCAGAGGUGUGAGAGAUGAAAAGUCAGCAAUAUCUGCUAUUCUUUCUGGCAGUUAGGUGCCGAGAGAAAGGAAACGGAGGCAUAAGAAGGCAGGGAGAGUCCACUUCUACAGAAGAGCAAAGCAGGUUUGACUCAGGACUCAAGGUGCUUUUGGAGAGUCCCCAUUAUGGGAUUAUGGUAGAACUUGAGAGCCUAAUUGACAGAGACCACCUUUUCCCAUUGCUACGUACUGCAGGAAGGACAAGCUGUCCAUUUGUUUAUGAAUUGCUGCUGGUUUCCAGUUGCUGGUAGAAAGGAGUUAAUGGUUAAGGAAGGUCAGGGCCAGGCCUACCUAGUAAAUUAACAGUGACAAAGUGCUUAUGUGCCAAGAAUUGGUCUCUCCCUCCCUUCCUCUCUCCCACCCCCUUUGUGUGUGUGCCCAGGCACAUGUGUGCACUUGUAUUUAGUGAGGCUAGAGGACAGCCUCAGGUGUCAUUCCUUAGAAUCUAUCCAGCUGGGGUCUCUUGUUUUAUUGAUUACUAUAGGUUGGCUGGCCAGAAAUCUCCAGGGAUCAUCCUGCCUCCACCUCCCCAGUGCUAGUAUUACAAAUGCAUGCCACCUUUUAACAUAGGUUCUGGGGAUCAAACACGGGCCCUCCUGCUCAGAUGACAAACGCUUCACUGACAUUUGCCCAUUUUUUGUUCAUUUUAGCGCUAGAUAUGGAAGAUGAUCCCUAAAUUGUUAAGCUGUUGUACUAUGUGGUUAUUGGCAUCUAAACAUGAAUAGUCAUUACUAGCAGGAAAGUUUUGGCGGUAAAAGAAUUAGCAUUUGUGGAAUUUACUUCUCCUAUAUGCUAAGGCUUUGUGCUGUGUUUAAUGGAGAACUCCCACUAUGUGUAAGGCACUGGACUAGGUGCCUAGAAGGGUGGACUUGAGAGCACAAGUGUAUUAAACAGAGCAAUGCUGAGGGAGCACUGAUCCUUUGCACUGGAUGAGCCUGUUUCAUUCUGCUGGGGGAGAAUGCAUUGUAAGAAGCUUUAGGGGUGGUGGAGCGAUGAGAGCACAAAGGACGGCACUUGCUGGUUAUUCGUUCCCAUCUUUCCAGCGGGAGCAGAUCCUGUAACGACACGUGAGUUACUCUGCCCAGCUUUGUGUUUCAGUGAAGCUUGUCUUUUGGUUUUAGAGAUCGAUUCUUAGUUCUUAGACUAAGCAUAGAUUGUCUUUGCACAGUGGAGUGUGAACUGAUGUGCAUUUGUACUGCUUCACCAUCCUUGGGUAACAUGGCAGCCUGCUUGUAGCCUGCUUGGGCACUUUUUAAAGCAUUUGGUACAGUAGUUGAAUGAAAACAACCACAGAAACAACAGCAACCACAGCAACAAAAGAACCCAUAGAAUGGCCUGAAUUGACAACUAAAACCAAGAUUGCAGAAACAGAUCGUCUUUCUGAGUCUGUUGAAUGCGAGCAGAGAAACCGUGCCUGUGGGGAUAAGAAGUUAAGCUUUCCUUGUAAGAGAGAGUUUAUAUUCAGAACGCCAAUCAAGUUAAGCAAGCCCGGAGAACUCAGUGAGGAAUAUGGAUGCCUGAGAAAGCUGAGAGGGGAGAAGUUACAGGAAGAAAAAGAUUGUGAUGAUCAGAUACACAAGCUACUGCAGGAGGAUUCCGAAGUGGGGAAGAGGAAAACUGAUGCACAGAAGAAAAGGGACGAACCAGCGGUGCUGAAAACGAGUCUGGAGCAGUGUCCUGCACGUCUCUCGGAUUCAGAGAAUGAAGAGCCUUCUCGGGGCCAGAUGAUGCAGACCCAUCGCUCUGCCUUUGUUUCCAAGAACAGCUCCUGCUCCUUAGCGUUCCUGGCAGGGAAGUUAAACACUAAGAUGCAGAGAAGUCAGAGCUGCAGUGACACAGUUCAGGACAGAGUGAGGAGCAGGCUCAGAACAGCUCCGCCCAACAGAGCCAAGAUCACAACUAUAACUCCAGGCUCCACCCCCAUUAUUGGCGUUCUCUUGUCUACUCAAAACAACCGCUGCCUCUCCGCCCCUGACUUAACCAUCGAAAAGCGCCUGCCCUUCAGCUCCCUUUCAUCCUUGGCUUCCUUGCAUAAGCCGGAGCGCUCCAUCAGCCCUGAAAGCAAUGACAGCAUCUCUGAAGAGCUAAACCACUUCAAGCCCAUCGUCUGCUCGCCAUGCACCCCUCCCAAGAGACUCCCUGAUGGCCGGGUGCUCAGUCCUCUCAUCAUCAAGUCAACGCCUCGCAACCUGACCAGAAGCCUGCAGAAGCAGACGUCAUAUGAGGCCAGCCCUCGCAUCCUCAAGAAGUGGGAGCAGAUCUUCCAGGAGCGGCAGGUCAAGAAGACCCUUUCCAAAGCCACUCUCACCUCCCUGGCUCCUGAAGCAGGGGAAGAGUUUCCAGGUUCCGACGCAAUGCAUUCCAGCAAGGAGAGGCCGUCUCUGGCCUUCAAUACAAGGCUGCCCAGGGUCCAGGUGCUCUCCGAGUGUGCUGGGCCCACCUCCACUGCCCUUGAGUGCUUCCCCUCUGUUAACCAGACCAAAGUAGAACAGGACUGUGUUAGAAAACAGAGCCAUGAGUUCUCACUGGAAACCUGCCAUUCCUCGGAGCACAGAGGAGCAGCCAGUGGGCCUUGUCUGGAACGGGAGCAGUGUGAGGAGUCAGGGUCCACCGUGGAUGCCACAUUAGUCAAGACUUGCAUAAGCACAGUCAUGAAGACUGCAGCAGUUAAUUCACUGCUACCCAAAGAUGAUGCUUUGGGUGGGGUCCUCAAAACAAAGCAACAACUGAAGUCACUCAGUCAUUUUGAUCUGGGUAAUGGCAUUCUGGUCAACAGCCUAGGAGAGGAGCCGAUUCCUUCCCUGCGCAGAGGCCGGAAAAGGCGCUGUAAGACCAAGCACUUGGAACAAAACGGUGUUAAAAAACUGCGACCGCCGGGCAGUAACAUGGACCUGGCCCCCAAGGACCCAGGGCUGCUUGAGGUGGGGCAGAAAUUGCAGCAGGAGGAAGAGGGCCAGCAGCUGGCUCUGCAGUCACAGCGCAUGUUUGACAGUGAGAGGCGGACUAUGAGCCGGCGAAAAGGAAGUGUGGACCAGUAUCUCUUGAGGUCCAGCAGCUUGGCUGGGGCCAAGUAGCACUUGAUGGACAGAGUAAUGUUCCCUGCUUCAGAGGUCCUUGACCUCAGCCAUUUAUCCAAAAGAGCUAGCUGAAUGUUCUCAUUUGGAGUUUCUUUCGAUGGCAAACCACUGUCUGCUACGGUUCUGAGAGGAUCCAGAGCCUUGGUAUUCAAAAGCCAAGUGUCUGCAUCCUUGGCUUUCUAGGACCAGGGCCAGUACUCCUCACUCUUUGAGUAAGCCAACUCUCAAGGCUUCUGGGCCCAAACCUGGCAGUGCCCACUUGAAGUGAGCUUGAGAGUGGCCGUCAUUCAUGAAAGUGAGGGCCAGUGUUAGAGAUGGUAGGGAGAUGGGACGGGUACCUUCUCACACUCAUAAAGCCCCUGGCUUCUUCCCACAGAGUGGUGUUUAAGUUCACCUUGCAGAUAAACAUGGAUUCUUUUCAGAGACAAGCAGUGCCAGUGCUUUGGAAGAGCCAAGAUAAAUAGAUGCUCGCAUUCAUCUUCCCUCCCCUUCGCUACAAGUCAUUUCUACAUACCCAAAUCAGUUGAGCUUAGAACUUUUACCUCUACAGAAAUUAUUUGCAUUCUUUGUGUAAACUAUGACAUUUGAUUGAAGCAGUGUGGCUGACCUGACUGGUAAAUGCUGUCAGCUGGAUGUCCAGGUUCUCUUAGCUGCCAGGUGGCCUAGCCCAGACUGACCACUGGCUCUCAGGCCACAAGUCCCAUGGAUUCUCUACAAUCACAGGGUGCCCAAAGGAAGUACAGCCUAGGGCAUGCCAGGGCCAUGACUGAACAUGACAGUGCAAAGCCCACCUAGAAGCACUUCACCUUGCCGGGAUGGAAAGCAAAACUGGAGUGACCUCACUGCCUGCUUACAGGCUCCUGUUCUCCCGGGAGCCCUCGCCCGGGAGACGAACUGGGAGGUUUCCUUACUACUUCCCACAUGGCAAUGGCUAUCUGCAAUUUUUGAUCUAAAAAUCACGAAAAAAAAACUUGCCCUAAAGUCAGGCAAAGGACAAAGCUGAAACUCCAUACUGUGGAAACAAGGUAUCUAGCUGGAUGCAGCUGGUCAGUUCAGUCCCAUGGACCUUUGGGGUUUAUUUUUCUUAGCAGCUUGACACCGUGUGUCUUUUGCAUCCCUGGUGGUGCUUGGUGCUUCUGCCCUUCUGGGCUCAUUGAGAAUAGGAUUAUGAUACGGUUUUAGGGACUCUCAGGUGGGCUGGCCUCUCCUGUGUGUGUGAGCUGUUACAUAGUCAUGUGACUGACAUUUUCACAAACCUUCCAGAGCUUUUACACCAGUCCUAUCUUGUCCCCUUUAAAAGGUCCCAGCAAGAUACUCCAUAGUCAUCUGGUGAUGUUGCCUUUGAUCAGAAUGUUUCUGAAACGUUCAAAGCUAGAAGUAGCUGGAGCUUAGACUCACUGUUCUGUGCCAAGGGAGAUGUCAGUCUCUGGGAAUUCUAGGAGAGAGAACUUCAGAUUUGGAGUUAGACAGAAACUGGUUGAAGCUUCUGAAGGUGGGAAGAAGGAUGUGGAGUCCCAAGCACUAUGUCCCUUGAAGCAGACAGAACUUAAUGUCUCUGCAGCUCAUAGUUGACUGUUCGCAGGAAUGUUUGAUGUGUAAGGUGGCCAUUAGCAAGGUGGCUUAGGAGGCUGCUCUGGCAGGAACUGUGUGAGUCUGGAGUGUGUGUGUGUGUUUAAAACAUGCAAUAGUCUCAUUACUUUAUACUCACACGGCUUUACUCCCCAUCCUAGGCAACUUAGGGCUUUUCAGGGCUGCAGGAAGGCAGGCCAACGCCCCAGGGAGGAGAGCUGGCCCUGGCUUCGGACACCGGAAAAUCCCAUUAGAGAAAACUUAGAAAUGUCUACCAUGUCAUGUAUUUCCUUUAUGAGCUUAGUAAUUAUUACUGGAAGGCUAGGCUUACUGGAUAGUCUUACUGGGUAGCUUUAAAGACACUUAUUUUUCCACUUACCACCCUUUUAUAUGUCACUAAUGCUUAGAAAAACACUUUCAGUUGGAAUUAAUUUUUGGUUUUGGUAAGAAGAUAAAAUAUUUUAAUAGAUGAAAGAUAUAUAUUUUAAAUAUUCCCCUGCCCCUAGUGACUACCUUGAGUAGAGUGCGCAGCAGUGGUGACAAGUGUGGGCUCAGGUGCUGUUGCUGCUGAGUGAGUGUUGCAGACACUGGGCUGUCCCUCUGUACCCCACCCCACCCCCCAGGGAGACCCCGAGGACUGUAGACAGUGUUCUUUCCCAUAAUUCCUGCUGAGAGCAGUGGCCCUUGAAACAGAGGCAAAACAGUUUAUGUUGAGAAGGCGUGGCUUAUUCCUUAGUUUGCUUACCCUUGAAAAUGGAAAAACUACUAAAGUAUCUGCAUACAAGAUGCUCUCAAACUCAGUGAAACCUGACACUUCAUUUUUGGUGUUUGACUGAAGUCCAUUGCAGCUUCAGUUGCUGACGGGAAUCCCAUAGGAGAAAAUGGACCAGGGAAGAGAACGCUUGGGAGGCUGGUGAGCUCGAGUGGAAGACACCAUUUCACAGCUAGAAUUAGCUGCAGUCACUGCAGUCCUAGCGACCUGCCCACUGCCCACAUUCUGCUGUGCUCCUUAGUGUGUGUGCAAAGAGGAAACUAGGAGGGACAGGAGGGUGAGUCUUUCUGAUGGGGAAUCCAAGAGAUGUGUUAUUCCUCAAGAGGGUUUGGUAGCCCUUCUCUAGAGAGGGUAACCCUUAUACCUGUUUGAAGAAGUCAUCUGAAAUCAUCUGGGCCUGAUGUGCUGGUAUCAAGUCAGGGAGUACUCUGCCAGCACCAGCCUCUGGCCUCUGGCCCUUAGUUGUCUCUUUAAAAAAAGAAAAAGAAAAGAAAAGAAAGAAAGAAAAAAAGUCUGGCUGAGACUUGUCUAGGAAUCUUUCCUUACUGACCUCAUUUAUUUAAAAAAAAAUUCUUUGAUUAUGGAAAAAGUACUGGUCAUAAAUGGUCUUUUUUUUUUUAAGGUAAAAUGCCCCUCAGAAAUUAAAGCUAUUUAAUUAGUUAUUGUCUGAUUACAAACUGGCCACUGACUAAAAUGGCAGGCUAAUGAGGGAGGCUGUGUUCAUUCAGAAGGCACUUCUGAGCUCUUAGACCUGCCACCCUGUGCUGGACCACAGACUGGCCCCUCCUACUGAGGGCCAUGUGUAGUGCAGUGUGCGUGGAUGCGUUUGACCCAAGAGUGUAUUCAUGAACUGUGAAAGGCCGUUCCAUCCCUGGCAAUGCUCUACAAUGUUCGUGUUCAGGAGAUCUGGCUCAGCAGAUCACUCACAUUUUCUAUACCUUAUCAGUAUUUCUGGGUUUGAUUAACUCUGCUUUUUCCUAAGUAAUUUUCCCAAGGAAGAAUGGAUUUUCUCCUGCAGUGAUUAUAGACUAGUCACCCCUGUUCAAAGGCUGCAUUUAGCUCAAAUCCCAAGAAAUGAGUCAAGUCUGGAUUGCCCUGACAAAGCCUGUCCUUCACUUGAGUGACCUCCUAGUGCAUCCCAAGCUGACCUCUCCAGACCUGGCAGUGACUUGGGCUUUCUUUCUAGCUUAUCAUUGAAGCAGAGAGCCAGUAGGGAUGGAUAGCUAGCCCAUCAUUGGGUUAAAUCUGGACCAGCAUCAGCCCCUACCUUUAAAUGAAGACCCACAGCUCUGGUUCCCACUGUAGUGCUCCAGGGCCCAAAUAAUUGUGAAAGUUAUGUGGUUUGUGAAAGGGACAUCCAAGUGACAGGUUUUAUGAUGUUUCUUUCUUCUGUUUUCUUCAGUUAAGAAAUACCUGUAUCUCCUGAAUACACCCACACUAUAUAAAGUACUUAGUAGGGGGUACCCCACAGUGUGAUUUAAGUCAUUGGUGAGAUUUUGGUUAGAGUAGCUGUCAUUUUAAUUAACAGCCUUUGUGGUUUCUUUCACUCAAACUCCAUAGGGUCCUAACCCUUCCUUAGCCAGCCCUUUCCUCACCAGCCGUACAGGCCUCUUUAGACUGAGCCCUUAGGAUGGAUGGAGCUGGAGUUUUUAGAACUUAGUAGGAUUUGAGGAGCAGGUUUUGAGGAUGAGGCUGCUGCACAGAAUUUUUUUUGUGGGGGGUGGGGGGGAGAUGACACAGAGAUGCACAUUUCCCAGAUUGUUAUCCAUGGUAGCAUUCUGAGGAUUGUUCUGUGGAAGAGACUUGGAGGUACACAGAGGCUACCAAUUUUUAGUCAUACAGGAUGGAGGGAAAAGUGCCAUGUCCCCAUGAGUAGACAGCUUUGUGUAUUGGCAGGAUUUUUUCUGAGGGGGAAAAUGCACUCUUGUGUUUCCUAAGUUUGUUGCCAGGAGUGUGGGAACUUACACCACACAAGAGCUGACCCUAGACUCUGAGGUCCCUCAUUCCCUCACUCUUCGGAGUCUUGGGUCCAGGAGGAGUUAGACAAGGCCAUGCUAAGGCCAGACUUGCUCAUGCCCUUCCCAGUGCUGCGUGUGAGGCACAGACAGUUCAGCCUUCGGAUGUCAAGCUGGACCGGGAGCAGCUUCAACGUGGUUCCAGAUACCUGCAGCUGCAGACAGGUUCUCUCUAGCUGCUACCUGCCCUCCAAACGGAGCCUCAGUGCAGCCCAGCAGAUCCCAGUUUGCUCAGGCAUAACCACCAGCAAAGCAAGCAGACAGACUAUGCAAGAUGGGAAAUAACUAGCUGAAAUGCCAACUAUGUUUGUUUUUUUCUACCUGAUAACACUGUUUACUUAUAACUGUAUAAAUAUAGUUGUCCUAAGAGCCAGGAGGGAAACCUUUCCACCUAGAAAUAGAACGGUUGUCUGUUGGCUUUAGGCCACCUGUACAGCUCCUUGUGGUCUGGUGAUUGUGGUUUAUUCAACCUGUUUACAUUAGAAUUGGAGAAGGGGCCCUGGAUCUUGGUGGGCUGCCACUGCUGUCUGUAUCCCCUUGACUCCUAAAGAGCCUUUUGAUAGAGGGACUUGGGACAAGGUAUGCCCUGUCAGGGAUGCUUUUACCACAAAGGAAUGGUGUGGAAUCAAGUGGGAUGAUUGAUGGAUGAUUAACACAGUACCAAAGUGCAUUCUUCAAUGUGUAUGUGCCUGUUCCAGGCAAGGCCCAAGUUGAAAAUGCAGUAAAGCAGACUCAUGAAAGCAAACAGAC